CGCGAUGCUAGACAUCAAAAGCGUAUCGUUAAAGGAAGGACGGGUCCGCGUGUGUCCGGUGCGGUGUGUCAGUGCCAGAAAAACUUGUGUCCAACCUUCUAAACACAUGGUGAUCUACAGUUCCACUAAAACAGUAACAGAAACCCAAUUAAUGACCAUCCUAUCUAACACCAGUUACUCCAACCUGAUCCACCCACUGAAAAUGGAUGAAAAGAACCAACCACCGCCGGAUAAGCACGCAAUAACAUGCGAGUGCGACCGGUGCAAGGAGGAGAACGGCGACCUGCCCCUGCUGGUGCGUGUGAUAGAACAAAGAUGCCAAGCCGAGAGGUCUCAGGAACCGACGCCGUCGACCAGCAAAGACGCAUCAUCCUCACCGAGAAAGCCCAUGAGUUGUGAGCACUGUCACAAAACAUUUUACCACAGGGGGGACCUGAACAAGCACCUCAGGACCCACACCAAAGAGAAGCCGUACGAGUGUCGGCAGUGUAAGAAGAAGUUCGCCCACACCUCGAACCUGCUGCGACACAAUUUGCUGCACACCGGGGUGCGGCCGUUUGUCUGCGAGCUGUGCGGCAAGAGCUUCAGCAGGAAAGACAAAUUGGAGGAGCACAAGGGAAGCAGGACUUGUAGGAACGCGAGCCACCAAAGUUGA
Messenger RNA from Aethina tumida (small hive beetle), 655 nucleotides. Its product is annotated as zinc finger protein 729-like. The transcript is spliced from 3 exons. The record is from RefSeq and is a predicted model, not a curated record. The coding region runs from base 5 to 655 and encodes 216 amino acids. Lineage: Eukaryota; Metazoa; Arthropoda; Insecta; Coleoptera; Nitidulidae. Gene Ontology annotation, cellular component: nucleus.